Messenger RNA from Batrachochytrium dendrobatidis JAM81, 471 nucleotides. RefSeq lists its product as uncharacterized. The transcript has a single exon. NCBI's taxonomy places the organism in Eukaryota, Fungi, Chytridiomycota, Chytridiomycetes, Rhizophydiales. Bases 1 to 471 code for a protein of 156 amino acids. The record is from RefSeq and is a predicted model, not a curated record.
AUGUCCAGCCAUCAUCACUAUAGCAGGAUGAACAGCAUUGCUAGUCUUGACCACGAAAAUGACGAUCAUCUGUGUUGCAUGAGUGUUGGUACUUCCCAGCACACUCCAACAAGUCCUGCCGCUUUGAGUCCUAUCCUCGCUGGAGAUGUAAAUAUCGCGGGAGCAGCCAUUGUGGGUAGAUCCAAGCAUUCAGCCUCCACUCUCCAAGCUGCCAGUGGUCAUGCACCUUCACCGGCUGCUUCUUUGUCAAUGGGUUCUGGUCAUAAUCGAACUUGGUCUACGGAUACAGGAGUGGGCAGUCAGGUUGACAGCACCACUGACAGUAUAAUUGGACAGAACAGCGACCGAGUAACAACUCACCCUAACCCUACUACUGUUUCUACCCGUAGUCGCACAUUGUCCAUGUAUGCCAACCACAGCUAUCCCAGUACCAUGGUGCCUUAUUCUGAACUAGCAGAGUCUUGCAUUUAA